CGGCGAGCCCGGCCGCAGUUCCCCGCCGGAGGCUGGGACGCGCGGAGACUGAGGUGCCCGGCAGAGCGCGAUGGCCUCGUGGGGCGAGCGGCUGGCGGGCGUGCGCGGGGUGCUGCUCGACAUCUCGGGCGUGCUGUACGAUGGCAGUGAGGACGGCGGCAUGCCGAUCCCUGGCUCCGUGGAGGCGGUAGCGAGACUGAAGCAGUCACAGCUGAAGGUGAGGUUCUGCACCAACGAAUCGCAGAAGUCCCGGGGAGACCUGGUGGAGCUGCUUCGGCACCAUGGCUUCGACAUCUCCGAGAGCGAGGUGACUGCCCCCGCCCCAGCCGCCUCUCUGAUCCUGAAGGAGCGAGGCCUGCGGCCACACCUGCUUGUCCAGGACGGAGUCCGCUCAGAAUUUGAUCAGAUUGACACCUCCAACCCCAACUGCGUGGUCAUUGCAGAUGCUGGAGAAAGCUUUUCUUACCAAAACAUGAAUAAGGCUUUCCGGGUGCUCAUGGAGCUGGAAAGUCCUGUGCUCAUCUCUCUGGGAAAAGGACGCUACUACAAGGAGAACUCGGGCCUGAUGCUGGACGUUGGUGCCUACAUGAAGGCGCUCGAGUACGCCUGUGGAAUCGAGGCUGAAGUGGUGGGGAAACCUUCUCCUGAGUAUUUCCAGUCGGCCCUGAAGGAGAUGGGGGUGGAAGCCCAUGAGGCCAUCAUGAUCGGAGACGAUAUCGUGGGAGAUGUUGGCGGUGCCCAGCGGUGCGGAAUGAGGGCCCUGCAGGUGCGGACGGGAAAAUUCAGGCCCAGUGAUGAGCGGCAUCCGGACGUGAAGGCUGAUGGAUACGUGGACAACCUGGCAGAGGCCGUGGACCUGCUUCUGCAGCACGCGGACAAGUGACGAGCCUCGUAGGGCGACCCCCGCCUGGCGCCACCCCUCCCCUGGGCCCCAGGGUGCAGGCCAGGCUUGCUUCCCCCAGCCUCCCGUGGAGCUGUUCCUCCGGGGAUGGCCUGCUGCCCCAGCCACCCCCAACCCGGUGAAGUCAGACAGUGGGACAGACCCGUCUGGGUGUCUCCAGACGAGGAGAACCCUUGUCUCUAGGAACGCUCUCUAGCCGCACCCAGUCGUAUGAGUGUCCCAGCUGACUGGCCUGAGGGACCUUGACUCCCCGGCCCUCUGUCACACGUUCUGUGCAUUUGACGGAGGGGCCUGGAGAAGGCGGGGGCUUCCUGCACCGUCCAUGCAGCCUGGGGCUGAAGCAGCCUCCCUGGGAUGGCCCAGCAUCCCCCGCCGGCCUCCUUGCUCCCACCCUGAGUCCAAGUGGCCCCUUGGCACCCCUUCCCCCUCCUACCCCAAAAGGCACCUUGGAGCCCAAGGCUGGGGCAGCUCCCCGGGGACCCUGAAGACUGCCGUCCUAUAAUCAAGAACUAACCUUGUGGGUCAAGGCUGUGGGCCCAGAGGGUGGUCCAGGGCCCUAACUCGGUAGACGUGAAUGUGUCUUGCCCAGCGUCUGCCGGGGCAGCUACUGGUUAAAUAAAUAAACUGUCCUGACCC
Molecule: messenger RNA, 1537 nt
Organism: Mustela lutreola (European mink)
Lineage: Eukaryota; Metazoa; Chordata; Mammalia; Carnivora; Mustelidae
Gene: LHPP
Product: phospholysine phosphohistidine inorganic pyrophosphate phosphatase
Exons: 7
Coding region: 71-883 (270 amino acids)
Biological process (GO): dephosphorylation
Cellular component (GO): cytosol
Molecular function (GO): inorganic diphosphate phosphatase activity; phosphatase activity
Source: RefSeq, a predicted model, not a curated record